CUUCGGCGACUCCGCUUUCCUUACCUACGGUUCAAGAAAUAUCUCCGGCGACCCAUUGUUCUUUGUCCGAAGAAAAGUCCGUUCGAGCUCUCGAGGACUCCAAGUUUUAUUUUCUUUUAUUUUGUUGUAAAAUCCGAACGUUUUAUAAGUUCGGAUUAUUUUAUUUUUAAUUUUUCCCGCUGUAAUAUUCAACAAUCUUAAGGUAGUAGUGAUGGAGUUCGGAUUCGGCAUCAUGGGUUCCUCCGGCAACGGAAUAAGUUCCGAAAUUCCGGUGGAAACCUCUUCGGUAGCCAUGGUUAUGCCGUCCUCACCACUACCCUUCGGGGCAAGUGUGGGGGCCGCAACCAUGACGUCGUUUUCAAUGCCGAGCUCGAUCUUUGGGUCGGCCCCUCGACCCAUUCCCGGGAUCGAAACCACGGGGGAUCACCCCGUCGCAAGAUCCCCCCAUCCCUAUGAAGCCAACGACCCCCUCGUGGCGAUGGUGAACCAAGCAUGGUACCACAACAACUAUCUCGCCAUCAACAUUAUCCUGGAGGGGUUGGGAGAUUCGUUGUACCCCGUUUACGCCGGUGCAACGCUCGCCAAGGAGCUUUGGAAUAGCUUGAACAAAAAAUAUCAAGCUAAAGAUGCCGGCACAAAGAAGUUCAUCGUCGGGAAGAUGCUGGACUACAAGAUGGUCGACAGCAAAUCUGUUGUCGCCCAAGCUGAGGAGCUUACGGUAAUCUUCAACAAGUGCAAUGAAGAAAAAGUAGGCGUCAGCGAGGCCUUCCAAGUGGCGGCCAUCAUCCACAAACUUCCCAGGUCUUGGGAAGACUUCCAAGCCGACCUCAAGCUCAAGAGAACGAAGCUGAACUUGGAGCAACUGCUCACGCGAUUGAGGAUCCGAGAGGAAGGGCUUGCUAGAAGAAAUGGAGGGGCAAAGUUAUCUCUUUCUUUCUUAUCUGUUCUCUGCUGUAACCCCUCUGAUCGUUGCUGCACUUCUAGGCUCGCCAUGUUGCUGAUCGCCGGGUUUCUGUCUGGUAGGGGUGGAUUGGUAGCUGUUCAUCGCGGGCUUUCUGUCGUUUCCGGACGGGGAUGCCGUGUCUCUCUGCUGGACUGUGGUUUCCCUGUGAAGUUGAGCUCGCUGUCAUCUACUGUUUGCGGUUGCUGGGUGCUGCCGCUGCUGCAGUUAGGCGUGUUAUGGGCGUUUACAACAAUGAUGGUCAUCACAGCUGAAGAGAAGCUGGAAGGAGGAGGAGCAGAUUACGAUGAGCUCCAACCAAGUGCUAUUCUACACCCUAAGCUGCCUCCUGCCCCCUCCAAGGGUGACCAAGUUGUACUUGGGAUGAUAUGUGAUCCUGUUGUUAAUGACUACUGUGUACCUAAGGGGUUAGGGGGAGUAGGGCUAAAACCACAGGAUUCUGAUUGUGCUUUAUUUAUGGACCAACUAGCCCGCCAGAGAUUCAGGGUGGUGCGUGUCCCUGUGCCAGUGGACACCACCGAUGGUGGUGAUGGGUUCACGGUGGAGGUGUUAUCCUGUGAUUAUGGGCGGUGGGACUGGAGUGAGGUGGUGGUGUUGGCUCCGCAGCCAUUGGUGUGGAAGGAACCCAGGAGUUGGAACCGUAAGCAGCAUGCUGUUGCGUGCAAUGGUUUGCUGCAUUGGUUGAUUUUUCACAGUGGGCAACUCGUUGUCUAUGAUCCAUACAUAAAUGAGGCCACAUUACCACCCUCCCAAAGGCUGGUUGAUUUGGCAAAUAAGUCCGGAUUAUGAUGGCUGGAUCGUGAGGCAUCGUUUCAAACAGUGUUGUAUAAGAGGCGUCUUUGAGAUGAGAUUAAUUAGAUCGAUGGUAUUGCUUAAAUCGUUGGCCAUCC
Messenger RNA from Cuscuta campestris, 1851 nucleotides. NCBI's taxonomy places the organism in Eukaryota, Viridiplantae, Streptophyta, Magnoliopsida, Solanales, Convolvulaceae. The record is from the annotation of a GenBank genome assembly.